Messenger RNA from Trichogramma pretiosum, 1108 nucleotides. Its product is annotated as zinc finger protein 33A-like. Gene Ontology annotation, cellular component: nucleus. Lineage: Eukaryota; Metazoa; Arthropoda; Insecta; Hymenoptera; Trichogrammatidae. The transcript is spliced from 3 exons. Gene Ontology annotation, molecular function: RNA polymerase II transcription regulatory region sequence-specific DNA binding; DNA-binding transcription factor activity, RNA polymerase II-specific. Gene Ontology annotation, biological process: regulation of transcription by RNA polymerase II. Bases 1 to 972 code for a protein of 323 amino acids. The record is from RefSeq and is a predicted model, not a curated record.
AUGGUAUCUCACGUGAAGGAGGAACCUUUUGAAGUAUCUUUUACAGAAAAUGAUGAUCAUGAAGUAAUUGACGACUCGUUCAGUGUCCAAAAUAAUCAGUCCUCUAGAUUUUUGCAAGAAAAUUCAACCGUUCGGCUUCAAAAAUUCAACAAAACCCAUGAAAAUGAACACGACGAAAUAGACAUUGAGUUCGAAUGUAAAGAAGAAAAGCUUAAGAUGAACUCAUUACUAUUGAAGAAAAUUGACGAUUAUUCUCAAAACUAUUUGCAGGAUAUAAAAUAUAGCAGAAUUGGGGAUACCGAAAACAAUAUUAAAAUAGAAAUUGUGGGCGAAGUGAAAAAAGAAUUAUUCGAAGAUGACGAAAAAAAAUUGAUCACAAAUGUCGAGCAGGACUUCGGCAAGGAAAAUGAAUCGAGAACAAACAUUGAUACGAUGCGUAAAAGUGUUAUUUACCCGUGUCAUAAAUGUGAAAAGAUAUUUCGUCACCAGGGCAGUCUCAUAAACCACACGAAUUCGGAGCACAAGGGUGUUAAAUAUUCAUGUAAUAUUUGCGAAAAGACAUUUCGUCACAAGGGCAGUCUCAAAACCCAUAUGAAUUCGGCGCACAAGGGUGUUAAAUAUGCAUGUAAUAUUUGCGGAAAGACAUUCACACAAGGACAUUAUCUCAAAACCCACAUAAACUUAGUGCAUAAUGGUAUUAUUGUUGCUAAUACAUGCGAUUUGUGCGGCAAGAAAUUUUCGUGGAAAAAUAAUUUCACACGUCACAUUAAUACGAUGCAUAAUGGUAUCUUUCAUGCAUGUAAUAUAUGCGGAAUGAAAUCAACAACAAAAAGUCAUCUCAAGACGCACAUCGAUGCGGUACACGACGGUGUCACACAUACAUGUGAUGUAUGUGGAAAAAAAUUUCUCUAUAAGUGCAAUCUUAAUCGACACGUCAAAUCAUCGCAUCAUAUCAACUCAAAAUCCACAUAAAUACGAUGCAUAAUGGUCAAAUACGCAUAUUUUAUAGCCCAUUUAACGAUGUCGUUUAUAAUAACUUUGCAUAUUCCUACUUGUAAUUUUUACCGUGUUUCAAGGUCUGCCCUACCAUUUUUUUUAUUCUAAAAUA